Cylicostephanus goldi is the source of this 297-nucleotide messenger RNA. The record is from the annotation of a GenBank genome assembly. NCBI's taxonomy places the organism in Eukaryota, Metazoa, Nematoda, Chromadorea, Rhabditida, Strongylidae.
AUGCCAGAAGCUGGCGAAAGAAGUGAAUUUGAGCCGGAAUGGGCUGAUGAGGAGGAAGAACGUUCCGAUCGAAAGUCGACUGCUAGUACUUUCGGUGCCAGAAAAGAUCCACAUUGGUGGGAUAUUUCUACAUUCAGUAAGGAAGACAAUCCAACCGGAUUAGUUGCCGAAUCGUCGUUCUCUUGCUUGUUUCCCAAAUACCGGGAGAAGUAUAUUCGAGAAAGUUGGCCAUUAGUGGAGAAGACCAUGGGCGAGCACUUUUUGAAGGCUGAUUUAGAUUUGUUGGAAGGUUUGUGA